GGUUGCUAAGAGACGCUUAGAAGAAGCUAUCAACGUUGACAACAGACACUAACAAACUCAAAACUAGAGCUAAUUUAGCGGCUUUAAUGUCACUAAAUAAUUAUUAUAACGUGUUCGGAAGUUGUCUGCAGUGAUGGUGAAGCUCAGGGCGAAAUGUCUGCUUGUCGGCGAUGCAGCGGUGGGGAAGAGCGCUCUCUCCCACAUGUUCCACAGUGACGGGACUCUCUUCCAGAAGAACUACAGCAUGGUGAGAGCUUUAACUCUGCUGUGGAUCUCUGGGACGACGGGAGUGGAUCUGCUGAUGAAGUGCGUCCACAUCCCGGACUCCGGCGACAGCGUGGAGCUCUACAUCAUGGACUCUGCAGGGAAGCAGACUUUAGUGGAAUCCUGUGAGAAAAUGUGGGGGGAGGUGUCGUUGCUUUGUCUGGUUUUCGACCUCACCAGUGAGCAGUCGUUUGCAAACUGCAGCCACUGGAUGGAGAGAGUCCGAGCGCACUGCAGAAGUCUACACCUUCCAGGUGUCCUGGUGGGCAACAAGUCAGACCUGUCGACCAGAAGGGAGGUCCAGGCAUCCGUGGCUCAGGAAUGGGCCGAAAGCCAGGGCUUGGAGUACCACGAGACGUCAGCUAAGGAGAAGGAGAACUGUGAUGCGCCGCUCCUCGCUUUAGCCCGGGCCUACCACUCUCUGUACCAGGAACGCCGCGAGACCAUCCAGAACCUGGGUCCAGGAUAGACCCCAACCCACACACACACACACACACACACACACACACACACACACACACACACACACACACACACACACACACCUUCAUUCAAAGACACUAUGAGAGCCUGUCAGAAUGGCUUUGAUAUUGUGAUGUGAGUAAAGUAGUUUUUCUACGAUAAUGUGA
Molecule: messenger RNA, 893 nt
Organism: Eleginops maclovinus (Patagonian blennie)
Lineage: Eukaryota; Metazoa; Chordata; Actinopteri; Perciformes; Eleginopidae
Gene: ift27
Product: intraflagellar transport 27 homolog (Chlamydomonas)
Exons: 7
Coding region: 134-733 (199 amino acids)
Biological process (GO): vesicle-mediated transport; intraciliary transport
Cellular component (GO): intraciliary transport particle B; sperm flagellum
Molecular function (GO): GTP binding; GTPase activity
Source: RefSeq, a predicted model, not a curated record